UUGCAAAUGGCGACUUGACACUGCAAGAGGUAAACAGGCACAAGUUUAAUUCUGAAUUUUAUAUUUAAUAAAAUACAAAAUUUAAAUGUUUUUCUACUGAAAGCAAUUAGCUGAAAAUUUCCUUAAAAUGGAUUCAUGAUAAUUCGAGUUUUUGCUUUUAAAUCGUAUAAACAAGCAUGGAAGAAAUGGCUGCCUCUCAAGAAAAUGAUUCAGAAAUGGAUUGUUCUGACAAUGAAGAUUGUUAUGACUACAAUGACUAUUACAAUGAUGAAGACAGUGAUGUUGAACACAUAGAUCUACUGAAAAUUGAUCCAGAAUAUUUUGAAUAUAAAUGUUUGUCUGAGGAGGAAAUUGAAAGGCUUCUUAAUGAAACAGUUGAAGAUCUUAGUAAUCGCCUUAGGAUUUCUCUUUCUUUAGCUAAAGUCUUAUUACAUAGUCAUUAUUGGAAUUCAAAUGAAGUAAUAGUUAAAUACGAAGAAAAUCCCCAGCAAACUCUUAUUUCAUCUAGAAUAGAUCCUCCUGUUCCACCAAGAAACAUUAUUUUUACACCAACACAUAUGACAUGUCCAGUCUGUGUUACAUUGCAUCACGUAGAUAGAUUUUUUUAUUUGUCUUGUGCUCAUAUGUUUUGUAAAGAUUGUUGGACUAUGCAUUUCGAAGUGCAAGUAAAUCAGGGAAUAUCAACAGCAAUUAGUUGCAUGGCAAGGGACUGUGUAGUUCUGGCUCCAGAAGAUUUUGUUUUGAAACAUCUUCAACAUAAAACAAGCAUUAGGGAGAAAUAUCAACAUUUUACUUUUCAAGAUUAUGUAAAAUCACAUCCUGAACUGAGAUUUUGUCCUGGUCCAAACUGUUCUGUUAUUGUACAUAGUAAUGAAAUCAAAGCUAAACGAGUUGUUUGUGAUCAAUGUAAAACUAUUUUUUGCUUUAGGUGUGGAUGUGAUUAUCAUGCACCAACAGACUGUCAGGUUAUUAAGAAAUGGUUAACCAAAUGUGCAGAUGACAGUGAAACAGCAAAUUAUAUUAGUGCCCACACUAAAGACUGUCCAAAGUGCCACAUAUGCAUAGAAAAAAAUGGAGGAUGUAAUCACAUGCAAUGCUACAAUUGCAAACAUGAUUUUUGUUGGAUGUGCCUAGGAGACUGGAAAUCGCAUGGGUCAGAGUACUAUGAAUGCUCAAGAUAUAGAGAAAAUCCAAAUAUAGCUCACGAAUCAGUCCAUGCACAGGCGAGAGAAGCAUUGAAAAAAUAUCUCCAUUAUUAUGAGAGAUGGGAAAAUCAUUCUAAAUCUUUAAAAUUAGAGGAGCAAACCCUUGGAAAACUAAGGGCUAGAAUUAAUGAGAAAGUUAUGUCUGGCUUAGGUACCUGGAUAGACUGGCAGUAUUUGUUUACUGCAGCAAAUCUGUUAGCUAAAUGUCGCUAUACUCUACAAUACACAUAUCCUUUUGCCUAUUAUAUGGAUGCCGGACCCAGAAAGGAAUUGUUUGAAUACCAGCAGGCACAGCUUGAGGCAGAAAUAGAGAAUCUAAGCUGGAAAAUUGAGAGAGCCGAAACAACAGAUAGAGGGGACUUAGAAAAUCAAAUGGAUAUAGCAGAGAAAAGAAGAACUACACUUUUAAAAGACUUUUUAGAUGUGUGAUAUAUUUUGAUUAUUAGAUUUGUUUUUCUCUUUGAAAAGUUACAGUUGCCAAUUUUUUCAGGCUCAUUUUUCAACUAUUAAAUGACUGUGAUUCUCAGAUAUAAUCGAGCAAGUGAGAAAUGUCUUACUAAAUUAGGCUUGGAGUGGAAAAUUUAUAUAUGCAUUAUUCUAAUUCCUCAGAAUUGAAAAAAGUAAGGUAUUUUUUUAUACAGGGUGUUUCAAAGAAACAUGUGCUAUCUCUUGUGGGGAGAUUUCUCAAGUAAAAAUAAGAUUUAUUUAUUAUAUCAACAUAGGUCCGAUUCUGCUUUGUCUCUAAGCUAUAGGGGGUUAAAGUUUCUAUUUUUUUUUUCAAUUUAUUAUAAUUUGCUUCCAAGUGUUUUGAGCAAUUCAAAUGAAAUUUUGAAAGUAAAAGUUCCUGUAAGUGCGACAUAUUUUAAUGCUAAAAAAGUGUCCAUAUAUUCACCAGGGACAUGCAUGUGGAUUAUCACUGGAAUAUUUUUCUAAAAAAACAUGACGCUGCUGACUUUUUUCUCUUGUUUCCAAAAAUUGUUUAAUCCAAGUCUGAUAGCAACCUUUAAAAUGUUUUAAUAUCAUUAACUGGCCAAAGUGUUAAAUAAGUACCCAUUGCUUCCUCGUCAAUAAAUAUGAAAAAAAGUUCCUAUAAAAAUUCCUCUUAAAAAAUAGGUCUUUUGUUAUCAUCAAUACCAUUAUUUUUUAUCGUAAUUUGCUGUCGGUAGCACUAAACAUCAGUGUUAUAAAUUUUAACCAAAUCUAAUAAUAAAUUAGGUUAAAAAACUAAUUUAUUAAUUUUAUUUUAAUUUUAUUGUCACUGAUAAAUUUGGGUUUAUCUAAUUAAGAUCAAAAUCAACAAAAUACCAACAACAAAGAUACAACUUUUAAUCGGCAUCAAACGGCCUACACAAUUUUGCUAAGAGAAAAAAAAAUCAGUUGCACUUUUUUUUCUUCUCUAUAUUCCAGUGAUAACUCAUAUGCAUGUCCCUGGUGAAUAUGUGGACACUUUUUUAGCAUUAAAAUAUGUCGCCCCUAAAGAAACUUUUACCCUUAAAAUUUCAUUCGAAUCGCUAAAAACUCAGAAAAUUAUAAUAAAUCGAAAAAAAAUGAAGACUUUAACCCCCUGUAACUACGAAACAAAGCAGAAUCGGACCUAUAUAUAUAUAAACAAUAAAUCUUAUUUUUACGUGAGGAAUCUCUCCUUGACAGAUGACACAUUUUUUAAACACCCUGUAUAUAAUUUUGUAACUAUUAAUUUUUUUUUAUAUGGAGGUUAAAGUGCAAAGUAAAUUAUAGAGUGGCUAAAAUUAUUUCAGAAAUAUUUAGUUAGAAUCUAAAAGACAUUUAUUUUCCUUUUCUAAGGGAUUUAUAAAGUGAAUAGGUAUCAAUUUAAAAAAUAGGUUUUAAUUUUUUUAAUGUGCAGAUAUACUAAUUUAUCUAAAUUUUCUAAGAGAAGUUUCAUUAAUAUUAUAUUCAAAAAUAUAAAGCAUCAAGAAAUAUAUAUACAAAAAGUGAUCCAAGCCUUAGUGUAUUUGUAUUGCAUUAAAAAAAUAUUUUUGCAUAUUAACGUAAGGUUUAUUGUAAAGUUGAGAAGGAGUCCACAAAAUAUUUUUCCAAGCAAUAAUGAGGAACUGUCCUGUUUGCAUCCAGAGAUUCUAAAUAGUGUUGGCACCUUCCCAUGUUUUUAUAGAUCAACUAGUACUUAUACGAAAUUUGAAACGCAUGGUUUAUUUUUCAGUUCGACUCUUAGUAAUAAUUGGAAUCAGUGGAUUCGUUUUUGAUUGCUUUUAAGACCUUCCCAUAUAAGUAAGUCAAAGUUGUAGUUUUAUAAGAGUUUUUACAUUAAUAAAACAUACUUAAGACAAGAAUAUUAAGUAAAUCGUAUUUAUAAAUUGUCGGUCCUGGUAAUUUUAUCUAUUGUUUUUUAAUCUGGUUUGAAAGAGGCUUAUUGGAAUACUUGCAUCCAAUUUAUAUAAUUGUUCCAUCUGAAUGUCUUCAUGCGCUUAUCUUAAACAUUUUUUUUACUUCAUAAUUGUAUUUUCUGUGAAUUAUUGGACCAUUUCACUGUAUUUUUAUUGAAAAAAUUUAUAUUUAUUAAGUCAGAUAGAUAUAUAGAUAUUAUUUUCUCAUGUUAGGAAACAAUUUUUGCAAUAUCUAAUGCUGUAUAUACUUAAGUCAAGUCAUAGAGUUUUUCUAACAAAAUUUUUCGCUUAUAUCAGUGUUUAUAAAAUUUUGUCCAAUUUUUACAUCUUGUGCAAAUGAAUAGAUUUUAGAGAUAGAUAUUAUAUAUUUAAUAAAGAGAGUUUUUUUUCUGUGAGUA
This is a messenger RNA of Sitophilus oryzae (rice weevil), 3966 nucleotides long. It is a transcript of the gene ari-2, whose product is annotated as potential E3 ubiquitin-protein ligase ariadne-2. The coding region runs from base 177 to 1634 and encodes 485 amino acids. Gene Ontology annotation, biological process: protein polyubiquitination; positive regulation of proteasomal ubiquitin-dependent protein catabolic process; ubiquitin-dependent protein catabolic process. NCBI's taxonomy places the organism in Eukaryota, Metazoa, Arthropoda, Insecta, Coleoptera, Curculionidae. Gene Ontology annotation, molecular function: ubiquitin protein ligase activity; ubiquitin conjugating enzyme binding; zinc ion binding. Gene Ontology annotation, cellular component: cytoplasm; ubiquitin ligase complex. The record is from RefSeq and is a predicted model, not a curated record. The transcript is spliced from 5 exons.